CAAAAAGUCUCGGAGUCAAUGCAAGUUCACAAAUUUAUUGUGAAGAGAGAAAGAGAGUGAGACAGAGCAAAAAACACAGUUCACAGGAAAGCCACACGCGACGACCACUGCCAAACCCAUUCUGGAUGGAGACCGGGGAGUUCACUUCACUCGACAGGGAGUAUGAUACACACGACUGAAGAUGAGAGUGAACCGGAACCUGGAGACUGAUAAUCCACUGUGGUCUUGGACCUUGGAGAAAUCCACACACGGCUGAUGACAGACGGCAAGAUCACCUCACACGACAGAGGGUAUGACACACACACGACUAAAGGUGAGGGUGAAGUAAACUGGAGAAGCUGGUAAUCCACUCUGGUCAUGGACCGGGGAUAAAUCCACACCCGGUAGAUGACAGACAGUAUGAUACACACACAACUGAAGAAAGCCGCUGGAACCCGGAAGAGACUGGUGUACCGCCUAAAAACUAAGCGAACCAGCUAUACCGGGAAAACAGGCAGAGUUCAUUCGAGGGCAAGUUCACGUACAUCCACAGGCGUGUGAACCCCGGGCAUUGACAAGCUUCCGGAUACCGGGGACCGAACCUGAGAUUGCAGAAGAGAGAGAGAGAAACACAGAACAUUCGACAGGACAUGGCAAGGCAGCAGGACUGUGACCCACCGAAACAAUGAGCGCGCGACGAGAGACAGGACAACGUGCUAUUUAAAGGAAAACACUAAAGAGACACAACAGGUGAACCAUUACCGAAACGAGCAGGCAGGGCUAGUGCACACGAGGAGCCGUCACCAACAGUUUAUUCACAGAACUGAACUUCUUUCAUGAGCUUCAUAAAGAGAAAGAGUCUCUCUGGAGAAACAGACAUAAACACAAUGAACAGAGAAUCUGCUGAAUUCAGCUGUGUUUCUAUGAAGAGUGAUCAUUCAAUGGAUUAUCCACCUAAAUUCAGUUCAGGAGACUCUGGUACAGAUGUGAAUAACACAACAGAUGAAUCAAAGUCCUUCAAAGGGAAGCAGAUGGAUUCAGUUUUUCAGGAUCUUGAAGACAAAAUCAUCUCUCUGAUGAAGAAAGAGCUGAAGAUCUUUAAGAGACUACUGGGCUCAGAUUACCCAGCAUGCUCUGAGAGCGAGGAGGAGGAGGAUGAAGAUCAGAUCAGAGUCAGAGAGGAGCUUCUGAGCAUCACACUGCACGUCCUGAAGAAGAUGAACCAGACAAACCUCGCUGAUAAACUACAGACCAAACUUACAUCUCUGUGUGUGAAAAAACACAAAUCCAGACUAAAGGAGAAAAUCCAGAGAAUAAAUGAAGGAAUAUCAAGUCAAGGAAACUCAAUAGUUGUGAAUGAGAUCUACACAGAGCUGUACAUCACAGAGGGAGGGAGUGAAGAACUCAAUAAUGAACAUGAGGUGAGACAGAUUGAGACAACAUCCAGAAGAUCAGAGACACAAGAAACACCAAUCAAAUGUAAUGACAUCUUUAAAGCUUUACCUGGACAAGACAAACACAUCAGAACUGUGCUGGCUAAAGGAGUUGCUGGAAUUGGAAAAACCGUCUCUGUACAGAAGUUCAUUCUGGACUGGAGUGAAAGAAAAGCAAAUCAGGAUCUUCACUUCAUAUUUCCACUUCCAUUCAGAGAACUGAAUCUGAUGAAGAACACAAAUAUCAGUCUGAUGGAUCUUCUUCAUCGGUUCUUCAUAGAUACAAAAGAACUGAAAUCAAGAGACUUUGAUGUCUGUAAAGUUGUGUUUAUCUUUGAUGGUCUGGAUGAGUGUCGACUUCCUCUGGAUUUCUCAAACAAUCAGAGUUUGUUUAAUGUAAGAGAAGAAGCUUCAGUGGAUGUGCUGUUGACAAACCUCAUCAAGGGGAAUCUCCUUCCUUCUGCUCUUAUCUGGAUAACAUCACGACCAGCGGCAGCCCAUCAGAUUCCUCCUGACUGUGUCCACCAGAUCACUGAUGUACGAGGAUUCAAUGAUCCUCAGAAGGACGAGUAUUUCAUCAAGAGAAUAAAUUAUGAGAGUUUGUCCAACAGAAUCAUCAGACACAUCAAAUCAUCCAGGAGUUUGUACAUCAUGUGUCACAUCCCAGUCUUCUGUUGGAUUACAGCCACUGUUCUAGAGAGAAUGUUGAGUGAAUCAGAGAGUCAAGCAGAGAUCCCCAAGACUCUCACUCAAAUGUUUACACACUUCCUGAUCUUUCAGACCACACUGAAGAGUAUGAAGUAUGAUGGGAAAUGUGAGGUAGAUCUUCAACAGGUUAGAAAGAGUCUUCUGUCACUGGGAAAACUGGCUUUACAACAGCUGGAGAAAGGGAAUCUGAUCUUCUAUGAGGAGGAUCUGAGAGAGUAUGACAUUGAUGUCAGAGAAGCUUCAGUGUACUCAGGAGUUUGUACUCAGAUCUUCAGAGAGGAGCUUGGACUGAACCUGGGGAAGGUCUACAGCUUUGUGCAUCUGAGCAUUCAGGAGUUUCUCGCUGCUUUAUUUGUCUUUCUUUCAUUUUCUCCAGAAACAUCAGGAUCAACUAUGAGUGAUUUACUGAAGAGUGAAGUGGACAAAUCCUUACAGAGUGAGAACGGACACAUGGACCUUUACCUCCGAUUCCUUCUGGGUCUCUCACUGGAGUCCAAUCAGAUGAUCUUACGAGAUCUACUGACUCAGACAGGAAGAAGAUCUGACACCAGACAGGAAAUAGUUGAGUACAUUAAGAUGAAGAUCAGAGAGAAUCAAUCUCCAGAGAAAUCCAUCAAUCUGUUUCACUGUCUGAAUGAACUGAAUGAUCAAUCUCUAGUGAACGAGAUACAAACAUAUCUGAACAGAGAAGAUAACAGGUGUCUCUCUGGAGUCAAACUCUCUCCCUCUCAGUGGUCGGCUGUGGUGUUUGUGUUACUGAACUCAGAUCAGACGCUGGAUGAGUUUAUACUGAGUAAAUAUGAUUCAUCAGAUGAAUGUCUUCAGAGGCUGCUGCCAGUGAUCAAAGCAUCCAGAAAAGCUGAUCUGAUGAGCUGUAAUCUGACAGAGAAAAGUUGUUCAUCAUUGAGUUCAGUUCUCAUCUCAAACUCCUCAAGUCUGACAGAACUGAUCCUGAGUUUCAAUAAACUGCAGGAUUCAGGAGUGAAGCUUCUCUCUGAUGGACUGAAGAAUACAAACUGUAAACUGAAGAUAUUACAUCUGAGUCUCUGUAAUCUGACAGAGAAAAGUUGUUCAUCAUUGAGUUCAGUUCUCAUCUCAAACUCAUCAAGUCUGACAGAACUGAACCUGAGUCUCAAUAAACUGCAGGAUUCAGGAGUGAAGCUUCUCUCUGAUGGACUGAAGAAUACAAACUGUAAACUGAAGAUAUUACAUCUGAUGAGCUGUAAUCUGACAGAGAAAAGUUGUUCAUCAUUGAGUUCAGUUCUCAUCUCAAACUUCUCAAGUAUGACAGAACUGAACCUGAGUGAAAAUGAACUGCAGGAUUCAGGAGUGAAGCUUCUCUCUGAUGGACUGAAGAAUACAAACUGUAAACUCAAGAUAUUAAAUCUGGAGUCCUGCAGUAUUGGAGAUGAAGGUUUUGUUGCUUUGGCUUCAGCUCUGAGAUCAAACCCAUCACACCUGACUGAACUCAAUCUGAAGUUUAAUAAUCCAGGAGAUUCAGGAGUGAAGCUGAUCUCUGAUCUACUGAAGGAUCCACACUGUAAACUACACAAACUACAGUGGGCGGAGUCUCAAGCGCUCGCGCUGUAGACAUGACAGAGCAUCGAGGAAGAUUCUCUCACGAAAGAACAUUAAGCCUCGACUGUAUCAAUCAUCUACAAGAGCUACAGAUGACAAAUCAAACAACUGUCUUCAGUCAUAAAGUAGAAGAUCUGCUUACUGCCUCCUACUGGACAAACAGCAGCAGUGAGACAUCAGAGCUCAACAUGAGAGACAUCUGUUAGAGUUAAACACACAAACAUGUGGAUGAUGAUCUGCAUUCAUAAUCCAGCAGAAGAGUUUAAUGAAGUUCAAUGAUGUUUGUGUUGUGGAUGUGAUUCUUACACAGCUGGUAUAUGACACUCAGUGUCUCUCUUUCUGUCUCAUCUGAUGCAGUUUAAAGUCUUCUGAGCUCUGCUGAUGCUUCAUUACCUGUAUAUUUUCAUCAUCAUCAUCAUAACAGUUCAUUCCUAUGGAUCUAUUCUCAACAAUGAUGACAGACUGACCAAUGAGAUAUAAGCUUUAGGUCAUGUGACUAAAUAUUCCUUAUAGAUGUUCAUACUGCUCAUUUCUGAAUAUAAUAUCUUGUUCACACUGUCAAUCCAAAUACGAUUUUGGUGUAUGUAUUGUUGGAUGUUAUUUGUUAAACUCAAAUGUGUCUUUCUGUCUUGGCCAGGAUGCUCUUGUAAAAGAGAUUCUUAAUCUCAAUGUGCUUCUUUCCUGGUAAAAUAAAGGUUAUAAUAAUGUCAGACGUCAAGGCAGUUGUGAGUGAUUGUCGCAUGGAAAUUUAACAUGGACACAACUCAGUGGUUGUUAUGUUCAGGAAAAG
Paramisgurnus dabryanus is the source of this 4488-nucleotide messenger RNA. The record is from RefSeq and is a predicted model, not a curated record. Lineage: Eukaryota; Metazoa; Chordata; Actinopteri; Cypriniformes; Cobitidae.